This is a messenger RNA of Dufourea novaeangliae, 849 nucleotides long. Its product is annotated as gastrula zinc finger protein XlCGF57.1-like. The transcript is spliced from 4 exons. Gene Ontology annotation, biological process: regulation of transcription by RNA polymerase II. NCBI's taxonomy places the organism in Eukaryota, Metazoa, Arthropoda, Insecta, Hymenoptera, Halictidae. Gene Ontology annotation, molecular function: DNA-binding transcription activator activity, RNA polymerase II-specific; RNA polymerase II cis-regulatory region sequence-specific DNA binding. Gene Ontology annotation, cellular component: nucleus. The record is from RefSeq and is a predicted model, not a curated record. Bases 1 to 849 code for a protein of 282 amino acids.
AUGGGAUUCAGGAGGAGCCACGUGUUCAGGAGCCACGUGACACGGACUUGUUACACAGGAUCGCCGAAGACGCCGAUGAAAUGCCCACAGUGCGGACGAACGUACAAGAUGAAGCGUAAUUUGACGACACAUAUGAAAUUCGAGUGCGGCGGUCAGAGACACUUCGCGUGCCACAUGUGCCCGGCCAGCUACACGCAGAAUAUCGGGCUGCGUCGACACUUGUUGAAACGGCACAAUGUCUAUUUGCCGCCAAAGUUCUCCGUACCGAAACAGCCGGCGAGACGGUCCAGGUACGGAUGCUACACGAACAUGGACGGGUUCACCUGCUACCAGUGCGGCCGAACGUAUCAGAUGAGGCACAAUCUGGUGAAACAUUUGCGAUUCGAGUGCGGCGGACAAAAACACUUUGUGUGCACCGUGUGCCCGGCGAGAUACACGCAAAACGGGAAGCUCAGGCAGCAUAUGCUGAACGCUCACAACAUCUUCGUUCCGCCGCGAAAAACGUGGAUGAGAACCGCUUACAGUCUCUACGAGAGCUAUCCGUUUGACGCUCCGUCCGCCAUGAAGACCAUGUUGCCGAGUAUCAGUCGCUACGUCCCCGAAGACCGUGAGUUCCAGUGCUCGAACUGCGGACGAAGAUACUCGCUCAAGCACAAUCUGAUCAGGCACGAGCGUUACGAGUGCGGCGGUCAACGAAGAUUCACCUGUGCUUUCUGCUCGAAGAAGUACACGCAGAAUGGCACCCUACAGAAACACCUUCUCCGGUUCCAUAACAUCGUCCAGUAUCCGAGACGGAAAUUCAAACGACAGCCGAAAUCCCGUAAUCGUUUAGCGAACUUCGAGAAUUAA